UUGCCGAGUGAUCCAUCCAGAUGAAACGAGAUCCACCUUCGUGCUACGGACAAGCCAGUGGUUUUAGCUUAAUUUAGCUCGCGAACCCUACCAUGCUGCUUUUAGGUACACCCCUCUAGUGAAUCUGUAUGAGAACCUCAGAGCAGUUCUGUAACAUGCUAUAAAUAUAGAUGACGCUCCCGAACAGGAAAAAGAAUAAAAAAUAACAGAAACGCUUACACAGUAAAAAAUGCGCACAAUAAAGUAAAUCAAUUGGAGUAACUCACAGAUGACUGACGCGCAGAACAGCCACAGUUAUACUAGAUCAGACAGUAUCAUACAGUUUCUGGUUUCACUAUCUGACGUUGACGGGUGCAUGAGGCGGGGUUGUGGAAAGCCAAAAAGGUCACAAGGAAACAAAAUUCAGUUUAGUAUAAAAUUAAGAAAUAUAUGCAUCAUUAAUGACUACAAGUUUGUUAAUGUAACUCGAAUGUGUACAAUAUUUCUUUCGAUGAUCAAAAAAGUAAACAUUUCAAUGUAAUAAAAGUGUCUGAUAUUGUCUGAGGAUUAAUAUUAUUUUGACAUUUGAGUGGAGAAAGCUUAAUAAUUUAAUAAUAAAUAUUCAAUUCAAUUCAAUCUUAUUUCUAUAGCGCUUUUUACAAUGGACAUUGUCUCAAAACAGCUUUACAGAAACAUAUGAACACAGGAUACAGAUUUUAAAUGUGUGAAUUUAUCCCUAAUGAGCAAGCCAGUGGCGAUGAUGGCAAAGAAAAACUCCCUCAGACAAUAUGAGGAAGAAACCUUGAGAGGAACCAGACUCAAAAGGGGACUCAUCCUCAUCUGGGCAACAACGCAUAGUGUGAAAGUAAAGGGAAGAUCAUUAUAGUUUUUAUAUGAAGUCUGUUUGUUGAACUGAUCCACUGUUCACUAAAGGAGACUUGAGUGCAAAACUGCAUGUGGUAAUUGCAGUCCUAAAACCAUAGCAGCAGCCGUAGUCCCAGCAACCACAGUGAAAUGUCCAUGUGAAAUUGAGGUCCAAAACCAUUCCAGUGGUACUUCAAGUGUAAUUAAUUGAUCAGGGUUUGCAGUAAUCAGGCCUGGUUGUGUCUAGUCCAGCUGAACCUCAUUAUGAAUGCAGUUUCAUAGAUUUGGAGAAUUAGUAACUAUGGGGGCAAAUACAUUUUCACACAUAUUGGAUAUUAUUGGAUAACAUUUUUGCUAUGAUAAAUAACAUUAUCAUUUAAAAUAUAUAUUUUGUAUUUACUCAGGUUGCCUUUGUUUGAUCUUAGACGUUUUCAAUUUCUUAAACAAUUUAGUAUACACAAAAGCAUAAAAAGUAGAUUUCACGCUGUUACGUUCAGAAAUGUCACAGCAGAAUGUAUAAAACAACAAGCGCACGCUGCUAUAGGGGGCGCUAUAGUCAGCUAAGGGCAAAGGUUAGUUUCUCAGUAAACCAUCAUCUUACAAAGUCUCUCAUUAUAACGGAGAUUAUAUAAUUAUUUAUAUUAUUAUAAUUGUUACAAAGCAGGUUAAUUCAUAAAAACACACGUGAUAUGUAAUUGGUUCUGCACUCCACAGUACUUUUUAAAUUUAAUUUCUGUAUGAUUUAUUUUAUUUUAUUUUUUUUACGAAACAUAUGUGCAAUUUGCAGCGAAUGUCCAAUAUAAAACCGCGGUGAAUUAGACAGAUAAAAAUGAAAGCAGCUGCACCGACACCUCCCCCUCCUCAGCAGCUUCAGCAUACCCGGCGUGCUAGACAGUACCAUUGUGUAGAAGAAGAAGAAAAUGCACCAAGUAAUUUAAGGGCGUUUUCCACAUCAAAAAAAAGAGGUCAAACUGGAGCACAAACAAAGACAGGGAACAGCUUUAUCACGAAAGGAAAAAGUAAACAUGUAAAGACAGCGAGACCUCCAUAAACAAACAGUGCUGAAGAGAGUUUCCGGUUAAAUUUUUUUUUAAGGAUAGGAUCUCCACUAAUUUCACUAAUUUCCUACAGAUUUGACAAAGAUCAGUGAAAUAAAUGUUUAGCUAUAUCCUCUCACUAAUCCACAAUGAAUUAUUUUAAAACUCAUUUACACUAUUGGGAACACGUUUAAUUUAUAAGUUGCUUAGCAUAAUUUAUAGGUAAGAAGUUAUAUGAUGUAUAUUUAAUAGCGGAUAAAAGCAUCUUUACCCCGAUCAGAGUAGUAAAAAUAUACCCUUACCAAAAAACAGACAAUACAGGCCAAAUCAUUAGCUAUAGACUACCAUCCGGGUUUUUAUUGUUGUUGUUGUUGUUGUUUAUAAUAAUAACACCUCCCAGUGAACGCGCUUACCUCGGCAGAGAGAGCAGUUGUAUGGCUUGAUGCUACGAAAACGUUUUACACUGGUCUAAAGUGAAAGUACAAGCGAUGUGAAAACAAGUCCUAAACAAGAUCUUAAAUAGCGCGUGAACCCUCCUCCCGUGUGAAAGUGAAAGCAAACGUAGUUAGUACUGCUUAAGGUCAAAGAUAAAUAGUUAAAAGUCCAUUAUUUGUACACAUGUUACAAAUAGUUUACAUUAAAGAGGGGAGAAAACUUUCAAAGGUCGGUUUUCUCAAACCAGGAUGCUGAAGCCGGCAGAAAAACGCUUCUGUUUUGAUCAGUAAUGAUAUAAGGACGGGUAAUAACAAUAACACUUGGUGCCUGUGGUUUCCCGGAAAGCUCUGUGUUAUUGGAAAGGUCUGGGUGGCUUUACUAUGUAAAGCAUUCACAACUAGCCUAUACAAAGCCUCCCAGCUCUGUUUCUCUCUCAGUUUGGCGUACCUGCAGAUCAAGUCAUAGCAUUAGACUGCGGAGCUGGAGAGAACCAUGUGCAGCCCAAUGCCAGAGCCUAUUUGUUUGGUGGAAAAUGUGAACGGUUCACUGCGUGUGAGUGAUGGAGCCAUUGAGUACCUGUACAGGAUUAACCAGCCGGUGGUGGUGGUGUCUGUGGUGGGACUCUAUCGCACAGGAAAGUCUUACCUCAUGAACCGCCUGGCAGGAAAACAAACUGGCUUUGCUCUUGGCAGCACCAUUGAGUCGAAGACUAAAGGUAUUUGGAUGUGGUGUGUGCCACACCCCUAUAACACAGGACACACUCUGGUGUUGCUUGACACUGAAGGACUGGGGGACGUUGACAAGGGAGACUCUAAAAAUGACGCCUGGAUCUUCUGUCUAGCUGUUCUUCUCAGCAGCACUCUGGUCUACAACAGCCGUGGGACCAUCGACAACACAGCAGUGGAAAAACUACACUAUGUCACUGAGCUUGCAGAGCAGAUUAAGAUCAAAUCACCUGCAGCCCAAGCAGCUGAGGUAGAGGAGGAGGAGGAAGACUCUCAGUUUGUUCAGUUUUUUCCUAACUUUAUCUGGACAGUGCGUGAUUUUUCACUGGAGCUGGUGAUUGAGAAAAAGGGUCGAGUGACCGAGGAUGAGUACCUGGAUUUUGCCCUGCAGCUGAAGAAAGGUCUUAGUAAGAAGGACACCAACUACAAUCUUCCAAGGCAGUGUAUUCGAAACUAUUUUCCAACCCGCAAGUGCUUUGUUUUCCCGUUUCCUGCCUCCCAGGACAAAAUGGUUCAGCUCGAGAGCCUGGAUGAGAGUGAAAUUUGGCCCCAUUUUCUGACCGUCACACAGCGUUUCUGUGACUACGUUUUUGCUGCAAGCAAAGUUAAAACAGUUAAAGGAGGAUACAGAGUCACAGGGAGGAUGUUUGGUCACCUAGUGCAGUCGUAUGUGGAGACCAUCUCUAGUGGGAAAGUCCCUUGUCUGGAGAAUGCUGUGGUUGUAAUGGCGAGGAUAGAAAAUGAGGCAGCUGUGCAGGAGGGGCUUAAACUGUACAAGAGUGGGAUGGAACAGGUGAAGAAUUUAUUUCCAGUCAGUUUGAGUGCAAUUUCUGCUGAGCACAAGAAGAUCAGCAACAUGGCCAACACUGAGUUUAUGAAGCGCUCCUUUAAAGAUGAAAAAGGGGAAUACUUCAAGAAACUGAUGGAGGCAGUAGAUAAGCACUAUGCUGAACUGACUGUUCAGAACAUGGAAGCAUCAGAACAGAAGUGCCAGCAGAUUCUGUCUGAUCUAUACAGGGAUUUGAGUGUGCUUGUACAGAACGGAGACUUUGCAAAGCCUGGAGGAUAUAAACUCUACUGCACACAAAGAGACCAUGUCAUUACCCAAUACCACAUGCAGCCCAGUAAGGGAAUGCAGGCUGAAGAGGUGGUGGAGAGGUUUCUGAGUGAGAAAAGUGUGGAGGCAAAAUUAAUUCUCCAGACUGACGAACAACUGACUGAAAGUGAAAAAAAGAUUCAAGAGGAGAAAGAACAAGCAGCUCUGUUAGAGCAGCAGUGUAGAGUUGAACAGGAGAGAAAAAUGGAGAUGGAGCAACUGAUGCAGGAGGAAAAAUUGCACCAUGAGCAACGGCUACAGCAGCUGGAGAAGAAGUUCGAGGAGGAGAAGAUUCAGCAGCAGCAGGAGCUAGAGAGAGCGCUGGAAAGUAAACUGACCGAACAGAAAGAACUUGUUCAGAAAGGAUUUGAAGAGAAAGCCCAGCUGAUGGACCUGGAGAUUGAGCAACUUAAAAAAGAAAAAGAUGCACUUUCUCACAGUUUUUAUAAGGAUUAUGUCAUUCCUGGUGUGGAUGUUGCUAAAGAAUUGUUGUUCAUGUACAUCAAGUAUAAAGCGAUGAAGAAAGGGUUACCCAUUUUGUAAGAAAAUCAGAACUAUCAUUCUGUAAUAGAGAACACUAACUAAAAUUAAGAAACAUUAACAUACUGUAAUAUAUUGGAAAUAUAUAUAAAACUCAGCGAAAAAAGAACCUCCUUUUUCAGGAGACUGUAUUUUAAAGAUAAUUUUGUAACAUCUAAAUAAGCUUUACAGAUCUUUAUUGGAAAGGGUUUAAACAAUGUUUUUCAUGCUUGUUCAAUGAACCAUAAACAAUUAUUGCACAUGCACCUGUGGAACAGUCCUUAAGACAUGAACAGUUUACAGGCGAUAGCCAAUUACGGUCACAGUUACAAUAACUUAGGACACUAAAGAGACCUUUCUACUGACUCUGAAAAAAACCAAAAGAAAGAUGCCUAGGGUUCCUGCUCACCUGCGUGAACAUGCCAUAGGCCUGCUGCAGGGAGACAUGAGGACUGCAGAUGUGGCCAGAGCAAUAAAUUGCAAUAAACUUGAUUUUUCAUAAGCUGUAGAUCUAGUUUUGGAAAGGAGGGUUAAAGUUUAAUGCAGAAACCCUCCAUCAUAUUGGAGCUUAAUGUAUUCACUGAACCAUAUAUGGACGUUUUCCAGGAGUUCUUCAGAUUAUGUAAAAUUGCAGCCACAAUUCCUGUCAGUACAAUCUCAUAUGAGUGGAGUUUUUCCUCUCUUACACAUAUAAAGACCCAUCUUAGAUCUAUGAUAGCAGGUGACAGGCAAAUUGAUCUGGGAUCUCUACCUGUGCAAAAGAGCUGUGCUCUCAAUCUGGAUGAAGUUGCAAAUAUCUUUGCAAGAAACCAUAAGAACUGGAGAAUGUAAAUGAAAACUAGACACUUGACGGAGUUCAUACUGCAAUAUCACAUUGCAUUUUGUUAUUUUAGAGCUGUAUAAUUUGUUCCUUGGGUUGUUAUGCCAUGUGACAGCACUCUAAAGGGGACUGACUUUGUACGUGCAGACCAUGUAUUCCUAAUAAAAUUGAAUUAUUUACACAUGGUUCAAAAAAGGUCAUGUUGCCUGCCAUCAUUGAUUCUAAAUGAAAAAUUAUCUAAAUUAAAUAACUUUACAGUACAUUUUGGACAUUAUUUAUGUUCCUUAAAAACUUUGCUACCCCAGUAAAAUCAUUAGGUCUAACCUGGCCACCCCACUGUAAAAGUUCUAGCUAGGUUUACAUAUUUGCAGCACAAAGGUAAGAUUCUUUGGAAAUGAGGUUGAUGUGAUCAGUAACAUCAAAUCAACAUUUGUUCAUUUAUCUUCAGUAACCAUUUUAUUCUGGUCAGCGUUGAGUUGGAUCUGGAGCAUAUCCUGGGAACAAGGAGACUGAGGUGGUGACACACCCUGAAUACACGCACUCAUUCACACCUAGUGGCAAUUUAACAUAGACAGUCCACAUACUGCCAUAUUUUUUGCUGAUGGGAGGAAACUGUGGGAGCAGGUUU
Molecule: messenger RNA, 6103 nt
Organism: Ictalurus furcatus (blue catfish)
Lineage: Eukaryota; Metazoa; Chordata; Actinopteri; Siluriformes; Ictaluridae
Product: guanylate-binding protein 1-like
Exons: 11
Coding region: 2808-4679 (623 amino acids)
Biological process (GO): carbon fixation
Molecular function (GO): GTP binding; ribulose-bisphosphate carboxylase activity; GTPase activity
Source: RefSeq, a predicted model, not a curated record